Molecule: messenger RNA, 750 nt
Organism: Indicator indicator
Lineage: Eukaryota; Metazoa; Chordata; Aves; Piciformes; Indicatoridae
Gene: TMEM51
Product: transmembrane protein 51
Exons: 2
Coding region: 1-750 (249 amino acids)
Source: RefSeq, a predicted model, not a curated record
AUGGCUCACUCCCGUGCCAACGGCUCCCACUACGCCCUGACUGCCAUCGGGCUGGGCAUGCUGGUGCUGGGCAUCAUCAUGGCCCUCUGGAACCUGGUCCCUGGCUUCGGUCCCCCCGACAAGCCCUCCGCCCACGCCGGCAACAGCAGCAAGCCGGAGCGCGGCACGGGGGCGGUGCUGAAGAGCAAGAGCUUCUCGGUGGCCUACGUGCUGGUGGGGGCAGGAGUGCUGCUGCUGCUGCUCUCCAUCUGCCUCAACCUCCGCCACAAGAAGAGGCAGAGCCAGGAGAUGGUGGCCGUGCGGCACCAGGCGUCUGUAGAGCCCUCCCAGCAGGAGGAGAGCCAAGAAGAGGAUGAGGACACAGCUUCCCAGUACUACGUCCCCAGCUACGAGGAGGUGAUGAACUCAGGCUACUCCGAGCCCAGGGACUCGGACAGGAGCCCCGGGAUGAGCGUUUCCCUGCCCUCCUACGAGUCGCUGGCGGGGCUGGAGGGGAGCAGCCCGAGCCCCGCGGGCACGGAGCCGGGCACGGAGCGGCAGCCCGGCAGGCACGGCUCCCGCCCCAGCAGGCGCCUCAAGCCCCUCAAGGUGCGCAGGAUCAAGUCGGAGAAGCUGCACCUGAAGGACAUCAGGUUGAACAUCGCUCCCGGGAACCCCAGCGGCGCUCCCGUCACCAUCGAGCCCUUGACGCCCCCCCCGAAGUACGAGGAGAUCCAGGACAAAGUGCCAGGGGGCCAGCAAGCGACUUAA